GGGGGAUUGGGGAGGGUUUAUGUUUAUCGGGAAGCUACGCACGUACACGCUCCUUUGAGGUAAAGGUAAGCCAAAGGUAGGUGUAGGUGUCUCUCUGUAAUAAUUCACUGCACAUGGACUUGGAGUUACCAAAGAUUCCUUUCAGCUAGCCAGAUCGAACAUUCUCUCUACAGAUUUUAAGCGCCUUCUCUGAUAUCUUUUCCAAGGGUGGAGGUCGGGUAGAAUGAUGGCUACAGAAGAUGAUCAGAUGCAAGGACCAAUCGUCAGUGAGGAAAAGAUUUAUGUUUCUGUUCGUAUGCGACCUUUAAACGACAAGGAACGUUUACGGAACGAUGUCCCCGACUGGGACUGCAUCAACGACACCACUAUCAUUUACAGGAGCCAUCUUUCUAUCUCUGACCGUUCCAUGUAUCCUUCUGCUUACACUUUUGACAGAGUGUUUGGCCCUGACAGUUGUACGAGGCAGGUUUAUGACCAAGGGGCCAAGGAAGUUGCUUUCUCUGUUGUCACUGGCGUUAAUGCUAGUGUAUUUGCAUAUGGGCAAACAAGCAGUGGAAAGACUUACACUAUGAGCGGAAUUACUGAUUGCGCCUUGUUUGAUAUAUAUGACUACAUUGGCAAGCACAAAGAAAGAGAAUUCAUUCUAAAGUUCUCUGCCAUGGAGAUCUACAAUGAGUCUGUAAGAGAUCUCUUAAGUACAGAUACUAGUCCACUCAGACUUUUAGAUGACCCUGAGAAAGGGACAGUUGUUGAGAAACUCACAGAGGAAACUCUGCGCGACUGGAAUCAUUUCAAGGAGCUCCUAUCUGUCUGCGAAGCUCAACGGCAAAUUGGAGAGACAGCUCUAAAUGAAGUUAGCUCCCGGUCUCAUCAGAUUUUGAGAUUUACAGUUGAAAGCUCGGCUCGUGAAUUUUCCACCAGUGAUAAGUUUAGUACACUUACAGCGACAGUGAACUUCAUUGAUCUUGCUGGAAGUGAACGUGCAUCUCAAUCAUUAUCAGCCGGCACAAGGUUAAAAGAAGGUUGUCAUAUAAAUCGAAGUUUGUUAACACUGGGAACUGUGAUACGUAAACUAAGUAAAGGAAAAACUGGGCACAUUCCAUUCAGAGAUUCAAAACUAACACGCAUACUUCAGUCUUCUUUGGGAGGAAAUGCAAGAACUGCCAUUAUUUGCACUAUGAGUCCUGCGAGAAUCCAUGUUGAGCAAUCCAGAAACACACUGUUGUUUGCGAGCUGCGCAAAGGAGGUGACAACAAAUGCACAAGUCAAUAUUGUCAUGUCUGAUAAAGCUUUAGUAAAACACUUGCAGAGGGAGUUGGCUAAACUGGAAAGUGAGUUGAGAAGCCCUGGCCAGGCGUCGAUUGUUUCUGACACAACUGCAUUACUGACAGAGAAAGACCUCGAGGUUGAAAAGCUAAAGAUAGAGGUAUUCCAACUAGCACAAGAACUAGCGCAAGCUCGUUCCGAGAUUGAGGAUCUUCGACGAAUGGUUGGAGAAGAAAAACAACGAGAAAAAGAGGCACUUGCAACAGAAACAGUAGAGUUAGAUGCUCUUCUGGAACAUCAGUACCCCAAGCUGCGAGUGCGCAGUACAUGGGACUCUGAAAAUACAACACCACUGAGCCCUAUAUCAGCUCACCGCUCCAGUAUAUCUCCACGAUCAACUGAAUACAGUUAUGAAGAGAAUGUCUUCCAACUAUCAGAUUAUAGGAUUGACUCUACAUCAAGUAGUCCGCUUCAACAGCUUGCGUUUGUAACUUCUUUCCCUAAGGUUCCACUUGACAUUCACGGGACAGAAACUAUACACCAAUCUCAUGUUCACAUAGAGGAGAUUGCAGAUCAACCUCAUGUUCAGGAGGAUCCGUUUGAUGAAAUGGCUGACGAGAAUUCGGAGGAUAACUGUAGGGAUGUUCGGUGCAUAGAAACAGAGAAGUCAGAUAUCACUAUAAGUCCAGAGGAAAAUACACCCGAGAGCAGUCCAGAAAAUUUCGAGGCUGUACAUGUAGAAGAACCAGUAUGUGUGACAGAGCCAAAGAACUUACUUCCCCACACAGAAGCUAAACACGAAGAAGAAGAAAGGGUAAAGGAAGUCAGCUGUGCCUCUCCUCAACCAAAACAAGAAAGCUAUCUCAAGAAAACUCCUCCACUCUGUGAUUUUGAAUGUUCUCCUGAUAAGUUUGAUACAAGCAUCGCUAACCUGAGAAGAAUCCCGACGCCUCCAGAACUUAUCACUCCCUCUCCUGAAAAGCCUUUCUCUUGGUAUAGGGAGAGAGAUUCACAACCGUUAGCAGGCAUGAAGCUGACUAGAAGUCAAAGCUGCCGAGCAAGCUUAUUAUGGAGCUCUUCCUCCUCUUGGGUUGAGAAAGAUGCUGAUACACCGCCAAGCUGGUACGAGAAAGAAUUUGUCAAAACAGCUGAGAGAAACCUGGAAAUGUGCGACAUCAAGAACGAGAGGUCUCUGCAGGAUGAGUUUAGCGGGAGGAGCAUGCCAACAACUUGGUUUGAGAGAAGCUUGAGUGACACUGAAACUCCAGACAAGUGGUAGAGCUUCAAUAAGCCAGGACAGAACAGAGGAGACUGCUGCUCAAAAAGACAAGCAAAUCAUUCAUCGCUCGAUGGAGGAAAUGGAACAGAAGUUCUUGGCCAUGAGUUCAACAAAGAGUUUCAAGGACGCAGCGAUGGACCCAAUACAAGACUACUUAGACACGCCCUUGAAUUGGCCGGUGGAGUUCAAGAGGCUGCAGAGGGAGAUAAUAGAGCUAUGGCACGUGUGUAACGUCUCUAUGGCACACAGAAGCUACUUCUUCCUUCUGUUCAGAGGAGAUCAGAAAGAUUGCUUGUACUUGGAGGUAGAGCUCCGUAGACUUAAGUACAUCAGAGAAUCUUUUGCUCAAAAUAGCAACGAUAUGACCCUCAUCUCCUGCAGGAGGGCGUUGACGAGGGAGAGGUAUAAGCUGAGCAAGCUGAUGCAGAGGAAACUGUCGAAAGAAGAGAGAGAGAACUUGUUCUUGAGAUGGGACAUUGGGCUCAACACGAGGCACAGGCGGGUCCAGCUGGCACAGCGGCUCUGGUCGGAUUGCAAAGACAUGGGUCAUGUCCGGGAGAGCGCCUCCCUGGUCGCUAAGCUAAAUGGGUUCGUGGACAUGAAUUUGACUUCCACAGAGAUGUUUGGCGUCAACUUUGCUUUCAGACCACCUCGUCCCAAGAAACCCAGUCUUUGGAAACGCAGCGUUUUGUCCCUUUCCUUUUUGUAAACUUAACUAAAAAAUAAAUAAAGGAAAUUUUGUUUAAUGUACCACAUUCCCUACAAAACUUUCUAAAUGUACCACAAUAAAAAUUCAUUUUCUGA
This is a messenger RNA of Camelina sativa (false flax), 3349 nucleotides long. Its product is annotated as kinesin-like protein KIN-7H. The record is from RefSeq and is a predicted model, not a curated record. Gene Ontology annotation, biological process: microtubule-based movement. Gene Ontology annotation, molecular function: microtubule motor activity; microtubule binding; ATP binding. Lineage: Eukaryota; Viridiplantae; Streptophyta; Magnoliopsida; Brassicales; Brassicaceae.